UUCAACACCUCGUCUCCGACAAAUACUAGAAAAAAAAUUAAAAAAAAAAGAUAACGAGGCGUUAACCAUUAAUUCAUGAUACUAGAUAUGGCUGUUGUGAAUUUUGUGUUUGUGUAUAUGAGAAAUGUGAAUAUUUUAGUGUAGUGUUUGGGAUAUAUUUCGCCUGUCUAGUUAUCAGCUCUCACCGUUAUAUGGGACCAAAUUACACCAGGAACAUAAUAGAUAAAUAAUAAAUUAAACCAAUUCAUAAUUACUCAUGUCUCAAUAUUUCCAAAUCCUAGAUUUCGUGGCCAGCAACCUAGUACUAUUCAAGACCUAAUAUAGGGCUAACCUUAGACUGCGAGGUCCACUCUAGGCCCAUUAAAAUCACAAGGCUUUUUAGCUAAUAUCUUCAAGUCAAGGUUCUUAAAGACUUUUCGAUCUCAAGUUCGCCUUAAGUCCAACUGUAGGGGCUUAUUCCUGCUGUAAAACCCGCCCAAAGCCCUGUUUCCAAUCCCUUGGUCUACGUCUAUAGGGUUUGCAAUAAUUUAUUUUUAAUUAGUAAUAGUUUUAUCUUAAUUCCCGACUGCCGAUUUGGUGCUAAUGGAUAAGAACGAAUGGAAUUGCUGACACGCGCUGUACCUUCGAUAGAAAGGGAAAGCUGAUCAACGUGCAAGAUGAGCGUGGCGGAGACCAGCACAGAAGAGCCCCCUGCGCCCCCCGCGCCGCCUGCGCCGGUUGCUGCGGGGGGUCCUGUGACGGCAGCCGCGCCCGACGGCACCGGUCCCCUCAUACUGGUGCCCGUCGCGCCUCGGAAGCCCCCUAGAAGAGGUCCAAAGGUCCAACAGGAGAGGCCCAAACGAGCCCUCUUCUGCUUGACACUUAAGAACCCCUUGAGGAAAUUAUGUAUAGAUAUAGUUGAAUGGAAGCCGUUCGAGUGGAUGAUUCUGACCACAAUCUUCGCUAACUGCAUAGCACUCGCUGUGUACACACCCUACCCUAGUGGCGAUUCUAAUUACACUAAUUCUGUUCUGGAAAAAAUCGAGUACAUAUUCCUGGUGAUAUUCACGGGCGAGUGCGUGAUGAAGAUAAUUGCGUACGGCUUCGUGAUGCACCCCGGCUCCUACCUCAGGAACGGGUGGAAUUUACUUGAUUUCACUAUAGUUGUUAUAGGUAUGGUGAGCACGGUGCUGUCGAGUAUUUUCAAAGACGCGUUUGAUGUGAAGGCGCUCAGAGCGUUCAGAGUUCUCCGGCCCCUGAGGCUCGUCUCUGGAGUACCUAGUCUUCAGAUAGUGUUGAACUCUAUCUUAAAGGCGAUGGUGCCCCUACUGCACAUUGCGCUACUGGUCAUCUUCGUCAUCAUCAUCUACGCUAUUAUCGGCCUCGAGCUCUUCUCCGGCAAGAUGCACAAGUCCUGCUACAAUAAGCUUACAGAUGAGAUAAUGGAGUCUCCACACCCGUGUGAUAAUGACAACGGCUUCAACUGCUCGAGUAUCGGUGAAGAGAUGGAAUGCCGCGAGGGUUGGAUCGGCCCUAACUUCGGCAUCACCAACUUUGAUAACUUCGGCCUGUCCAUGCUCACUGUCUUCCAGUGCAUCACGCUAGAAGGAUGGACUGAUGUUAUGUAUAAUAUACAAGACGCGAUGGGCAACAGUUGGGAAUGGAUAUAUUUUAUAUCGAUGGUGAUACUGGGAGCUUUUUUUGUUAUGAACCUAAUUCUUGGUGUGUUGUCGGGAGAGUUCUCUAAAGAAAGAGAGAAAGCAAAGAACAGAGGUGACUUCCAGAAGCUGAGAGAAAAGCAGCAAUUAGAAGAAGACUUAAAAGGCUACCUGGACUGGAUCACGCAGGCGGAAUACCUGGAGCCGCUGGCAGACCAGCAUGACACUGCUGAUCAGAAGAGGGAUUAUGGAAUGGGUCAGACGACGAGUGAAAACGACUCGACAGAUAACUUGGGCAUCGAGGUGUUGACGGAACAGAAGAAGAAAAUGUCCAUCGGCGAAUGUUGGAAGAAGGAUUUUGAUAAAGUGAACCGUCGCAUGAAGCGUGCGUGUCGGCGCGCGGUGAAGUCGCAGACGUUCUACUGGCUGAUCAUUGUGCUGGUCUUCCUCAACACAGUGGUGCUAGCCAGUGAACAUUAUCACCAGCCCUCGUGGCUAGAUCUGUUUCAAGAGUACGGCAACGCGUUUUUCGUGGCUCUCUUCACACUUGAAAUGUUGGUCAAGAUGUACAGUUUGGGUUUACAAGGUUACUUCGUGUCGUUGUUCAAUCGUUUCGACUGCUUCGUGGUGGUGGGGUCGAUCAGCGAGAUGGUGCUCACCAAGACGGAGGUGAUGCCACCGCUCGGCAUCUCCGUGCUCAGAUGUGUCAGGCUGCUCAGGGUUUUUAAAGUUACCAAGUACUGGCGUUCACUGUCCAACUUAGUGGCAUCAUUGCUGAACUCCAUCCAAUCUAUUGCUUCCCUCCUGCUGCUGCUGUUCCUCUUCAUCAUGAUCUUCGCUCUGCUCGGCAUGCAGGUCUUCGGCGGGAAGUUCAACUACGACCCUGUUGAGGAAAAAGAUCGACAUAACUUUGAUUGUUUCUGGCAAGCGUUGCUUACUGUGUUCCAAAUAUUAACUGGUGAGGACUGGAACGCGGUGAUGUACGAGGGUAUUAAGGCGUAUGGCGGCGUGGGCUCUGUGGGCAUCCUCGCCUGUAUUUACUUUAUUAUUCUCUUCAUCUGCGGUAACUACAUCCUACUGAACGUGUUCUUGGCCAUCGCCGUAGAUAACUUGGCUGAUGCUGAAUCACUCACUAAUAUUGAAAAAGAAGAAGGGCAAGCGGCAGAAGAGAAAGAAGGGGGCAGUAUAAUCGCAGAAGGUGGGCAUGCUGACACGGAUGACGAGUACAUACAUGACGAAGAUGCAUAUACGACUGACAAUUCAGAAAGAGAAUAUGAAGAAACAGGAUCAGAGGGAGAACAACAAGAAGAGAUAGAGGGAGAAGAAGAUAUUGGCCCUGAGGAAGAAAUCGGAGAGGAGAGAUUAGAAGAUGAACAAGAGAGAGACGAACUUGACAUGAUGGAAAGUCAUCAAAGAAAUCAUAUAGUGAACACAGAGUUCGAUGACGAGCCCCGACUGAAACGUAAACCGACCACAUCUUCUGCGCGACCGCGUCGCCUCUCCGAGGUCGAUAUACGCGACUCUAAGAAACCAAUACCAGAUGCAUCUUCGUUCUUCAUAUUUUCCAAAACCAACAGGUUUCGUGUACUUUGCUACAAGUUGUCGGCUUCCUCUACCUUCGGAAACAUCAUCCUCGUGUGCAUCCUCUUCUCCUCCGCCAUGUUGGCUGCAGAGGAUCCAUUGGAUGCUGCACAGAAGGGAUUUAGGAAUUGGUUACUGAGCCAGUUCGACAUGUUCUUCACGGGCAUCUUCACACUGGAGCUGUUUCUGAAGCUGGUGACGUACGGGCUGGUGCUGCACCCGGGCGCCUUCCUGCGCUCCGCAUUCAACGUCCUCGACAUGCUCGUUGUCUGCGUCUCGCUCAUCUCUAUGAGCUUUAAGUCUGGCAGUAUAUCUGUAGUGAAAAUUUUGCGAGUGUUCAGGGUGCUUCGGCCUCUUAGGGCCAUCAACAGGGCCAAGGGCCUUAAGCACGUUGUUCAAUGCGUGAUCGUUGCCAUCAAAACGAUUGGCAACAUAUUAUUGGUAACAUCAUUACUACAGUUCAUGUUUGCUGUCAUGGGAGUUCAAAUGUUCAAGGGCAAAUUUUUUAGAUGUAAUGAUAUUUCUAAGAUGACUAAGGAGGAGUGUCAGGGGACGUAUUUAGUAUUCGAGAAUAGGAACUAUGUAGUAAGAGAUAGAGAAUGGAGAAGAAAUGAUUUUCAUUUUGACAACGUGAUGAAGGGCAUGCUUACAUUGUUCACUGUUUCCACAUUUGAGGGAUGGCCAGGGUUGUUGUACGUAUCAAUAGAUUCGAACGCGGAGGACCGCGGCCCUAUAACUAACUUCCGUCCAAUUGUUGCAGCCUACUAUAUUAUUUAUAUUAUUAUUAUUGCCUUCUUCAUGGUCAACAUAUUCGUUGGUUUCGUCAUAGUGACAUUCCAAAACGAGGGUGAACAGGAGUACAAGAAUUGCGAACUCGACAAGAACCAAAGAAAUUGUAUUGAAUUCGCGUUAAAAGCAAAACCCAUUAGAAGGUAUAUCCCAAAACAUCGUAUUCAGUACAAAGUAUGGUGGUUCGUGACGUCACAGCCCUUUGAAUACGCCAUCUUUGUGCUCAUCAUGAUCAACACCAUCACCCUCGCGAUGAAAUACCACAACCAGUCAGCAGAAUACAGCAAAGCAUUGGAUCUCCUCAACAUGCUGUUCACAGCGGUCUUCGCGCUGGAGUUCAUAUUUAAACUGGCUGCAUUCAGGUUUAAGAAUUACUUCGGCGACGCGUGGAACACCUUCGAUUUCAUCAUAGUCCUCGGAAGUAUCAUUGACAUUGUUGUAUCACAAGUAAAUGAACUUAAAAACCAGGGUAGUGGAUUGCCAAGAGCACAUGUUGUUAAGGAGUCUUCGAUACCAUCGAUAAAUUUCUUCCGACUGUUCCGUGUAAUGAGACUGGUCAAGUUAUUAUCCCGAGGUGAAGGCAUUCGAACUCUACUGUGGACGUUCAUAAAGUCCUUCCAAGCUCUGCCAUACGUCGCAUUGUUGAUACUUAUGUUGUUUUUCAUUUACGCUGUUGUUGGGAUGCAGGUAUUUGGUAAGAUAGCGAUCGACGACGACACUCCGAUCACACGCAACAAUCAUUUCCAAACGUUCCCGCAAGCCAUCCUUGUGUUGUUUCGCUCUGCCACUGGAGAGGCGUGGCAGGACAUAAUGAUGGGCGUGUCGCCGGAGCCCGAGGUGCGCUGCGACCGGAACUACGCGGACGAGGGCGAGGGCGCGGGCGAGGAGGAGGGCACGUGCGGCUCCGUGCUCGCCUUCCCCUACUUCAUCUCCUUCUACGUGCUCUGCUCCUUCCUGAUCAUCAAUCUAUUCGUAGCAGUAAUUAUGGAUAAUUUCGAUUAUUUAACAAGAGACUGGUCAAUUCUGGGACCACACCACUUAGAUGAAUUUAUAAGGUUAUGGAGUGAAUACGACCCGGACGCUAAGGGUCGGAUUAAACAUUUAGAUGUUGUCACUUUGUUAAGAAAAAUUAGCCCACCAUUAGGUUUCGGCAAACUUUGUCCUCAUCGUGUGGCAUGCAAGCGUCUCGUCAGUAUGAACAUGCCACUCAAUUCUGAUGGCACUGUCCUCUUCAAUGCCACUCUCUUCGCUGUCGUCCGCACUUCAUUGAAAAUCAAAACUGAUGGUAACAUCGACGACUGUAACACGGAGCUGCGCGCGGUGAUAAAGAAGAUCUGGAAGCGAACCUCCCCCAAGCUGCUGGACCAGGUGGUGCCGCCGCCGGGAGACCCCAACGAGAUCACCGUCGGCAAGUUCUACGCCACCUUCCUCAUACAGGACUACUUCAGAAGGUUCAAAAAACGUAAGGAACAAGAGAUGCGUCAAAGCGACGAGCAGAACCACCAGAUGACGCUGCAGGCGGGGCUGCGCACGCUACACGAGGCCGGCCCUGAACUGAAGCGCGCCAUCUCCGGGAACCUGGACGAUAUCGCCGCGGAUACUGACGUGCCUAUGCAUAGGAGAAAUCAUUCAUUAUUCGGCGGUGUUUGGUCAAGUAUACGAAGACAUGGACCUAAUAAGCAUUUCAAUCGGCACAGGAAACCGGGAGAGGGUCCAACAGAAGCCGUUGGUAAUCAUCUAAGUUCAAUGAUGCAGAAGGAAUAUGGAGUAGGGCCGAUGCCUCUUGCACCGAAUUUGGCUAACGGGCAACCAAAAGAACAGAUACCACUGAGACCGCUAAUACUAAAUGGAGAGUCGGAGAAAAUAUACCAAGUGCUUGAAAGAACAACAAACGAUCUUAAGAACGCUAUUUACAAAGGGGGAGAUAACUGCGUACGCGGCGUGGUGUCCCUGCCGGGCAGCCCGCGCGGGAACAGCGUGUCCGUGCCCGUUGUGGGGUCUGCAGAGAGUCUCGUCACCAGGGUAUUAGCUGAGCAAGGCCUCGCCGCGUACUGCGACCCGGAGUUUGUGCGGAACACAUCUAGAGAGAUGCAAGAAGCACUCGAAAUGACACAAGAGCAAAUGGACAGAGCCGCACAUCAAUUGAUGAUACAAGAGAGAAAUUUGAAACAAGCGCACAACCAACAGCCACAAGUUGUUAAUACUUGGGCUGUUAUAGGGCGAUAUCCUAGCUCGCCAGUACCACCCCUUCCACCAGCCGGCCGCGAUGCCGCCCGCCUUCAAGCGGUUAUAGCACCAGCCGCGCUCUGCACCGUGCGCGCAAGUGACGUCACGCAACAUGGCGGCCACGACGCAAGUCACGGACGUCACAGCUGUCAAGUCGCAGACAAAUGUCACUGUCACACGAGGCGGCACAGAAGAAAACGCAAGCGUAAACCGGUGCUCGUUUAAAUUAAGUAGAGUUUUGUACUACACCGUUGUCUGACACAUUAACGAUGCUCAAAUUUUUAUUUAUUUCCUAUAUAACCUUAGCCUUUUUGGAGAAUUUAAAAAAGUAUUCGACCAUACAAGACUAGGAGCUAUUAACAAUGAUAACUGUGUAUAUCACAGUGAAAAGUGAGAUUUCUAGUGCUGUAGUAUUAGUUAUAUUGUGGAUGGGCCACUAAAUUUAGUAAAACAACAAGUACAAUUAAACUAUAGUUUAUAGUUUACUGCAGAAUCAUUGAAAAAUCACCUUAUAUUGGUUAAGAUUGUAUAAUGAAUUGAUAAUGUAACGGAAUUUAACAGUUUGAAACUUUAUCCUUUCCUUGCCUUUAUAAUGUUAAAUUUAGCUUUAGAACUUUGGAACCUGAGAGAAUUUGUUCUAUACGUUGUUAAAGUAUUAAAAGUAAGUAAAGAGAGUUUUCGAAACAUUAAUUGCAUAAAGUAACGAUAUAAUGUUGCCCGUUGGUCCGAUCGGAAAAUAAUACCAUUAGGCAGAUCAGUCCAACGGGAAAUACUAAUCAAAUCUACGGAAUCAUAAUUCUGUAAGAUAAUGUCUUUAUUAGUACGCAUAUUACCUUUUAAUACCAAUUUUGUAUAAUUCUUAAUUAGGGUCCCAAUCUAUCCGAAAGACAAUAUUACAAUCAAAGACUUAUCCAUUUAUCCUUCAAUAUAAGAAUUAGUUAGGUUUUUCUGCCGAAACAAUACACGAAAAUAUGUUUUCGUCGUUAACUACGGAAGAGAAUGUGUUUAUCUCACUGGUCGGUAUAAAUGGAUAGGUUUAAAUUCCAGCGAUUUCUUCAUUACAAUUUAAAUGCGCCUAUUAUUGACAGCUAAUUCUAUCCCUACGAUUAGGUCCAAUUUUCGCCACCGCAACCGCAAAUACGUAGAAAGUAAUAUCUUAUAUCCUGUCUAUUUAUAGAGAUUGGUAGCUUGUAUGUUUCGGCACAGGAAACCAUAGGAUUCAAAUUUAAAAGAUUGCUUUUUCUUUUCUAAAUUCAUUAGAAUAUUUCUGACACACUUCAUGAAUAGGGUCUUAUAUUCGAACAAGGAUGUCUAGCCCAGUGAGAGGGUAUCGUUUACUUCUGUCAGAAAAUAUGUAAAAACCACAUCUACUACAUAUAAAAUACUAUAAAAAGAAGGCGUUAGUGAGUCGUCAUAAUUUAAUUCCAUUUAUGCCCACCGGGCCAGAUAUCUUGUAAUAAUUCUUAAAAGACAAAAGUCAUGAUAAGAUUUUUAUAAAAUGUAUAAGAUUCGAAUAUUCUAAAAAAUUUUUACACCCGUAAUUUUUCAAUGUAACUUUACCGUAUUAGUUUUAAGCCCCUAGUAAGUGCCCUUUAAAUUCGGUAUAUACGAUUUAGUAAGUAUUUCAUUCUACGAAAAAGGUUACGUGCUUAGAUGUAACUAUUUUCGUUGGAUGACUCGAAUUGUGACUCCUAUGUCCAUACAACCGUGAACCACAUUCCUUAGAAAUAAGUAAUUUCUAACCAACUCCAUUAUUUUAAAUUUGGAACGUUUUGAAUUUGUUUUUUCUUUUUUCAAAAUCGACAAAGGUAUUAAUGAC
Papilio polytes (common Mormon) is the source of this 8052-nucleotide messenger RNA. Its product is annotated as muscle calcium channel subunit alpha-1-like. Gene Ontology annotation, biological process: calcium ion import across plasma membrane. The record is from RefSeq and is a predicted model, not a curated record. Gene Ontology annotation, cellular component: voltage-gated calcium channel complex; membrane. Gene Ontology annotation, molecular function: high voltage-gated calcium channel activity. NCBI's taxonomy places the organism in Eukaryota, Metazoa, Arthropoda, Insecta, Lepidoptera, Papilionidae. The transcript has 47 exons. Bases 657 to 6458 code for a protein of 1933 amino acids.